UUGAAUUUCACACAUUGCUUCUCUAGGUGUUCAAUAAAACUCAGUUGUCUCUACCCACCAACAACAUCGCACCUUCCACCGGAAAUCGUUUGCUCCACAGAGCGAAAUCCGAAACGUAGACAGGAAAGCGACAUAUGGAUGUUUGGCGUUCUUUGCUGGGAAAGUGUGACGUUAGGAGCGGAACCACAUUAUCAAAAGACUCCUGAAGAAAUCCAGAGAUGUUUCCGGCUGCCUGACCGUGGACUCACCUGUCCACAAGGUUGCCCGUUGGACGUUUGGUCGCUAGCGAUGGAAUGCCUUUCGGAAGCACAUCGCCGGCCACGUUUUACUGGCGCCUCGCCCACAUUGGUCGAUCGUGUCCAACAACUACGAAACUAUUACCUUCAAUCCAUGGACUGUCUCUAUCCAGUGCCAAAUAUAGGCAAUUGUACGUGUGCUGAACACAAAUGUAAGAAAGUGGAGAGUUUUGACAGAGAAUGA
This is a messenger RNA of Cooperia oncophora, 480 nucleotides long. The record is from the annotation of a GenBank genome assembly. Lineage: Eukaryota; Metazoa; Nematoda; Chromadorea; Rhabditida; Trichostrongylidae.